UUUCAGCUAUCGAACAAAUAAUUCAAAUAUAUAUUUUUAAAAUUCGUUCAAAAACGAAACCAAAGCGAGCAUGAGGAAAGUGCUUCUUGGACUGCCCAUUUGGACGCCAUUGUUCAUCCUUUUCUUGCUUUUCCUAGCCGGCGUUUGGGGUAAGCCUUCGUUUGGUGUGAAUCGCCAUGGUCUGCUGGACUCGUAUCGUGAACAGAUUCAUGGAACUCCUUUAACUAGGAAGGAAGUCGAGUGUCCAGAGGAUGGAAUUAAGAACACCAAGCAUAGCCGUUACGAUAGAUCACUGAAUCCUUUCAAGGCCUUUCUGACUUGGCCGGAUAAACAUAAAGUAGAUAAGGUUGAUAAAUAUAAGCCACUUGAAGGGGAUUUGUAUGUCCACGAAGAUCCUCUAUUUGAUUUUGAUAUGUCACAGUACCAAGCCGGUGCACCGCUAUUUGAUAACAAAGCUGAUCACUUUCUAGCCCAAGAUUAUAAGUCAGAAUUUGAUCGCAAGCUGGGUGGGAUGGAUCAUGAUUAUCCAGAUCAUUUUAAGCUUAAUGCUGAUCACUUUAAUCUCGAUGAUCAGUUUAAUACGGUGUCAGACCGCUUGAAUCAGAAUGAAAAUCAUUUCAGUCUGGAUGCAGAUAAAUUCAAUCGGGAUGCAGAUCAAUUAAAUCGGGAUGCCAAUCACUUCGACGUGGAUACAGAUAACUUUAGUCAGCAUCGCGACGUGGAUAUGUUUGACAAUUUUCAAGUUAACAAGCCCGAAUUGGUAAAUAAUCCCAUGAUGGACUAUAAACGUGAAUUCGCCAGCGAUGAGGCCAAUCCUUAUGUUGAGAGCCUUCAGCAGCGUUAUGAGCCCUUGCCACAUGCUUUUAAGGACUAGUACAUUAGUUACAUUUGUAUUUAUACGAGAAUGUAUAUUUUUCUAUAAAUUGUUGUGUAUUUAAAGCUUACAAUUUGUUAAAAUACAUAUUUCGAGUUCUUAAAGAGCA
Messenger RNA from Drosophila mauritiana, 983 nucleotides. RefSeq lists its product as uncharacterized. The record is from RefSeq and is a predicted model, not a curated record. Bases 71 to 874 code for a protein of 267 amino acids. The transcript has 4 exons. Lineage: Eukaryota; Metazoa; Arthropoda; Insecta; Diptera; Drosophilidae.